This is a messenger RNA of Hydractinia symbiolongicarpus, 1819 nucleotides long. Its product is annotated as cyclin-dependent kinase 8-like. Gene Ontology annotation, biological process: protein phosphorylation. NCBI's taxonomy places the organism in Eukaryota, Metazoa, Cnidaria, Hydrozoa, Anthoathecata, Hydractiniidae. Gene Ontology annotation, cellular component: nucleus; mediator complex. Bases 45 to 1397 code for a protein of 450 amino acids. Gene Ontology annotation, molecular function: cyclin-dependent protein serine/threonine kinase activity; RNA polymerase II CTD heptapeptide repeat kinase activity; ATP binding. The record is from RefSeq and is a predicted model, not a curated record. The transcript is spliced from 9 exons.
CAUUUGUUGUUCUUUGUUUAGUGUUUAAUAAAAAAUGCUUAUCAAUGGAUUAUGAUUUUAAAAUUUCAAUGAAUGACAAAAGGCGAAGGGUGGAGGACCUUUUUGAGUUUGAAGGGUCAAAAGUUGGUCGAGGCACAUAUGGACAUGUUUAUAAAGCAAAACCAAAAGAUAUAAAGGAUACAAAGGAAUAUGCACUAAAAGAAAUAGAAGGCACUGGCAUAUCAAUGUCAGCAUGUAGGGAAAUUGCACUGUUGAGAGAAUUGUCACAUCCUAAUGUAAUUACAUUGCGUCGCGUGUUUUUGUCUCAUGCUGAUCGUAAAGUUUGGUUGCUUAUUGAUUAUUCGGAACAUGACUUAUGGCAUAUUAUAAAGUUUCAUCGAACAUCAAAAGCACACAAGAAAAUAGUUCCAGUGCCGAGAAGUAUGGUGAAGUCAUUGCUUUAUCAAGUCCUUGAUGGCAUACAUUAUUUACAUGCUAAUUGGGUUUUGCACCGAGAUUUGAAACCAGCAAAUAUUCUUGUUAUGGGAGAUGGUUUUGAAAGGGGGACUGUUAAAAUAGCUGAUAUGGGUUUUGCACGUUUAUUUAACUCACCUUUAAAGCCGUUAGCUGACCUUGAUCCAGUCGUUGUUACGUUUUGGUACAGGGCUCCAGAAUUGCUCCUAGGCGCAAGACAUUAUACGAAAGCUAUAGAUAUUUGGGCAAUUGGUUGCAUCUUUGCAGAACUGUUAACAUCAGAACCAAUUUUUCACUGUCGACAGGAAGACAUCAAAACAUCCACCCCUUACAACCAUGAUCAAUUGGACAGAAUCUUUAACGUUAUGGGUUUUCCUCUUGAGAAAGACUGGCCUGAGAUAUCAAAAAUGCCCGAGCAUCCAACAUUACUGAAAGAUUUUCGUAAACAUAACUACGGAAAUAAUUCGUUAGGAAAGUAUAUGGAGCGACAUAAAAUAAAGUCUGAUAGCAAAGCAUUUCAGUUAUUGUCAAGACUUUUAACGAUGGACCCGACAAGAAGAAUAACUUCAGAAGAGGCACUUAAAGACAAUUAUUUUCUGGAAGAACCUUUGCCAACAAAAGAUGUCUUCUGUGGACACCCUAUACCUUAUCCUAAAAGGGAGUUUAUAUCUGAGGAAGAUAAUGAUAACAAAUCAAAUAAAAACAGUCAAGUUAGCAAAGGAAGUUCCGGUCAACAAAUCCAGUCGAAACGGGUCCGCGUCGUUCCAUCAGCUCACGCAAGCCAGGCAGAUUACCAGCAACAAAAACGUUACUACUCGCACCAACAGAACCAGCAGGCACAGCAACAACAACAGUCGGGUGGAAUUAACUUCACUUCAUCUCAUGGCCCAUCGACUACAAUGCAUUAUACAGCGUCGAAUAAUCAAAAUAUACACAGAUAUUAGUCUUUUCUGGUUUGCUUCCGACUUAGUCAAUGUCUCAGUACAAUAUGCAUGAUAUUAUUUUAGGAAUAAAAACACAUCUUGCUGCAUUUUUCAAAUCUUCUAUAUUUUUUUUAAACUAGCCUUUGUCGUUUCUUGCUACUCCUAAUUUUGUCCCCAGGGUCUGUCGGGUUUUUUUUUUAAAUGAGGUUGGCUACCACCGGUACUGUAGAAAUUAAUAAACGCUCCAGUUUUUUACGUGCAUCUUUUUCAAUUGCAUCCUUUGUAUAAAUGGUAAGUGUCCAGUUUGUCUUGUUUAAAAGAGUUGAGUAAAGCAUGUAAUUAUCCGGAGAUGAUUUUUAAAUUAUUAAUUUUAUAAAAUUGUACAUAUAUUUAAAACCAUGGUUGCUUCGAUACUUAUGUCUCGAUUAUAAUCUCUCCGUUCA